UACUAAAUCACAGAAAAUCUUGUCCAUUUCCUCUCAAUUUUACGUUUUCUUUCACGUAUUUCAGUUCAUAGAAAGUUGCAUUAACCAUUUUUUAAAGCUCUAGUCUGUAUCGAAACCCGAAAGCACAGAAAUUUUUGUGCUUCGAGUUUGAAAACCCGUUUAGCUUGCAAGGAAUGCUGAAAGGACCACGGGAUUGCGGUGGAGUACAGUGAGGUGACGGCGUCACCGUUAAUUCUGCUCAAUACUGGUAGCUGCACUUCCAUUGCUGGAUCUGUUGCAAGCAAUCUUUCUGAGUGCAUUUUGACCACAUAUCGGUGCUUUUGAGUGUAUUUUGAUGGGACUGCAUGUGUGCAAGCUUGAAUCUGAUGAAUUUUGCAAAACGGAUGUUUAUAGAAGUCUAUAUUAAGUCGGCAAUGUUGUUCUCUCCAAAUUUUACUUAAUGAUAUUGACUUGGAGAAAUCUUGGAUUUUUGUUAAAAGUUUAGAGCGAGUUGCUGUUUAUAAGGAGUUGAUUCUGUUGAUCUGGAGAUGUGCUUCUUAUUGAACUGAAAAAUUAGAGGGAGUUGAGGGAACAAUCCGGAAUUUAGAUAUGGCUUCAUGGGAACAUUUUGGGGAAAUUGCAAAUGUCGCCCAGCUUACUGGCAUAGAUGCGGUGAGGCUAAUUGGGAUGAUUGUGAAAGCUGCUACCACAGCCCGGAUGCACAAGAAGAAUUGCAGGCAGUUUGCACAGCAUCUCAAAUUAAUUGGAAAUUUAUUGGAGCAGCUCAAGAUUACUGAACUUAAGAGGUAUCCGGAAACCCGAGAGCCAUUGGAACAACUUGAAGAUGCAUUAAGGAGGUCUUAUAUAUUGGUCAAGAGCUGCCAGGACAGGAGCUAUCUUUAUCUGUUGGCUAUGGGGUGGAACAUUGUCUACCAGUUUCGUAGGGCUCAGAAUGAGAUUGACCAAUAUUUGAAGAUUAUUCCUCUUAUCACUCUGGUGGAUAAUGCUCGAGUCAGGGAGAGGUUGGAAUUUAUUGAAAGGGACCAGCAUGAAUACACAUUGGAGGCUGAGGACAUGAAGGUGCAAGAAGUGAUUAUGAAACCAGAGCCUUCUAAAGAUGAUACCAUUAUAUUAACGAAGAACCUUUCUUGUUCCUACCCAAGAGUACCUAUCAAUGAGGCAAUUAAAAAAGAAAAUGAAAAGCUGCAACUAGAAUUGCAACGCUCACAAGCUAAUUUAGAUGUAGGUCAGUGUGAAUUCAUUCAGCAUCUUCUGGAUGUCACAGAGGUUGUUGCCACAAACUCUCUAUCAUUGAAGAGUUCACCUAUCAAGCCUCCCAAAAAGUUGGAUGAAAGUUACUCAAAUGUUGAUAGUUACACGGACCAUUACGUUGAAAGUUAUGCAAAAAAUGAUGAGAAACAGGCAACUUCAAG
Molecule: messenger RNA, 1412 nt
Organism: Nicotiana tabacum (common tobacco)
Lineage: Eukaryota; Viridiplantae; Streptophyta; Magnoliopsida; Solanales; Solanaceae
Source: RefSeq, a predicted model, not a curated record